UGCUGAAUUCUCAAAGUGAUUUUCAAAAGCUUUUGGUUGCUAGUACUAAUAAUAGAUAGGACCUAUCAAGGACCUUAACAUGCCACUACAAGGGGUGCAACUCAAUAUUCAAGAUAAUCAUGUGAUGUUGGAUAAUGGAAUCCUGCAAGUUACACUUUCAAAUCCAGAAGGAAUUGUCACUGGCAUACAGUAUAAUGGCAUUGGCAACUUGCUUGAAGUUCUUAAUGAUGAAUCUAACAGAGGGUAUUGGGACCUGGUUUGGAGCACACCAGGAAGCACAGGAACAACUGGAAUUUUUGAUGUGAUCAAAGGAACAAGCUUUAAGGUUAUAGUGGAAACUGAAGAACAAGUGGAGCUCUCAUUCACACGAUCAUGGGAUCCCUCCUUAGAGGGCAAGCUCAUUCCAUUAAACAUAGACAAAAGGUUCGUGAUGCUUCGUGGCUCCUCAGGAUUCUACUCAUAUGCAAUCUUUGAGCAUUUGAAAGAAUGGCCUGGUUUCAACCUGGCAGAGGCCAGAAUUGCAUUCAAGCUUAGAAAAGAAAAGUUUCACUACAUGGCAGUGGCUGACAAUCGGCAAAGAUAUAUGCCCUUACCUGAUGACCGUUUGCCGCCAAGAGGCCAAGCCCUGGCCUAUCCCGAGGCUGUCUUGCUUGUCAAUCCUGUCGAGUCUGAGUUCAAAGGAGAGUUGGAUGACAAGUACCAAUAUUCAUGUGAGAACAAAGACAUCAGGGUACAUGGUUGGAUUUGCAUGGACCCAUCUGUGGGGUUUUGGCAAAUCACACCUAGCAACGAGUUUCGAUCUGGUGGACCCGUCAAACAGAACUUGACAUCUCAUGUUGGCCCCACCACCCUUUCUGUGUUUCUCAGUGCUCAUUAUAGUGGGGAAGAUUUAGUGCCAAAAUUUGUCGCUGGAGAGGCUUGGAAGAAAGUAUUUGGUCCUGUUUUUAUGUAUUUGAAUUCUGUCCUGGUUGGAGAUGAUCCUCUUUCACUUUGGGAGGAUGCCAAAGAACAGACGGAGAUUGAAGUCCAAAGCUGGCCCUAUUUUUUUCCAGCUUCGGAAGAUUAUCCAAAGUCAGAACAGAGGGGGAGUGUGAGCGGCAGACUACUUGUCAAAGACAGGUUUGUUAGUGAUGAUUAUAUAUCAGCAAAUGGAGCUUAUGUUGGAUUGGCCCCACAAGGAGAUGUUGGAUCAUGGCAAAGGGAAUGCAAGGACUAUCAAUUCUGGAGUAAAGCAGAUGAGAAUGGUUAUUUCUCAAUUAACAGUAUACGUACGGGUGAUUAUAAUCUUUAUGCAUGGGUUCCUGGUUUUAUCGGUGAUUACCGGUGCGAUGUUGCCAUUACCAUUACCUCAGGUUGUGAUAUUAAUAUGCAUGAUCUUGUGUAUGAGCCUCCAAGAGAUGGCCCAACAUUAUGGGAAAUAGGAAUUCCUGAUCGUUCCGCUGCAGAGUUUUAUAUUCCUGAUCCAAAUCCUAUGUACAUCAACAAACUCUAUGUUAAUCAUCCUGACAGGUUUAGGCAAUAUGGACUGUGGGAUAGAUAUGCUGAACUAUAUCCUGAUGGAGACUUAGUAUAUACAGUUGGUGUCAGUGACUAUAGAAAAGAUUGGUUCUUCGCUCAGGUUAACAGGAAAAAAGAUGAUAAUACGUACCAGAGAACUACAUGGCAAAUCAAGUUCAAACUAGACAAUGUUGAUAAAAAUGGCAUUUAUAAACUGCGUGUGGCAAUUGCAUCAGCAACUGUUGCUGAAUUGCAGGUUCGAAUUAACGAUCCAAAAGCGAAUAUUAUAUUUUCGAGCGGAAUGAUAGGGAAGGAUAACUCAAUCGCAAGACAUGGAAUCCAUGGACUUUACUGGUUGUACAACGUAGAUGUACCAGGCGUUCGACUUGUUCAAGGAGGUAACACAGUCUUUUUGACACAACCAAGAAGCAGCAGCCCCUUUCAAGGGAUUAUGUAUGACUAUAUUCGUUUAGAAGAACCUCCUGCUUCUGCUCCAAAUAAGAUAAUAUAAGAUUAAAUAUUUUGAUUUUAAUCAGUUUUCUUUUCUUCAAUUAAAAUUUAUUUGUGGUUAUUGUUCAUGUAGUGUAAGAUUUACCUUAGCCUAUUUCCAUUUUUCUUGAUAAUCUUAUUAGUUGCCUCCAA
This is a messenger RNA of Ricinus communis (castor bean), 2139 nucleotides long. Its product is annotated as rhamnogalacturonate lyase B. The transcript is spliced from 15 exons. Gene Ontology annotation, molecular function: carbohydrate binding; catalytic activity. The record is from RefSeq and is a predicted model, not a curated record. Gene Ontology annotation, biological process: carbohydrate metabolic process. Lineage: Eukaryota; Viridiplantae; Streptophyta; Magnoliopsida; Malpighiales; Euphorbiaceae. Bases 80 to 2008 code for a protein of 642 amino acids.